Messenger RNA from Stylonychia lemnae, 2274 nucleotides. Lineage: Eukaryota; Ciliophora; Spirotrichea; Sporadotrichida; Oxytrichidae. The record is from the annotation of a GenBank genome assembly.
AUGUUCACUCACUUUAAAAAAGACUACUAUAGUGUUAACGCUGACAUAUCCUUGUCUCCCGUCAAGCAAUCUUUCCAACAAUCAAUGAUUCUUACUGAGGAUACUGGAUAGCCUUAAAUAGGAUCGAAUCAGUCAACAAUAUACCAGAUGAAUAAUGAUUAAACCUCCUAAAUGUAUCAGAAACAAGAUAGUUCAGUUAUAAGCAGGGUUGGCUCAGUUCCUUUUAGUAAUAACUAAACAAUGUCAAAUAUAAUGCUUGGAGGCCCAUAAAGAUAUGACGAUGUUUAUUAUCCGAGAACAGAUAAGCGAAUGAUAAAGGGCAAUUAGUAUGCAUACGAAGGAAAUGAAUAUGCUAAAUAGACAUUCUAAUCAAACUCAGUUGAAGAAUCUAUUGAGUAAAUCAUUACAAACCAGGAGCAGGGACUCACUGAAAUGAAAAAUAUCCAAGCUCCAAAAUAGGUGAAAUCCUACUCUGGUCUUUAUCAAGAUUCAGCUUUGUCGAGUUCAUACCAUGAGAAGCAGCGAUUCGGUGAUUUAAGUGAUAAAAAGUAAGAAUGGAGAGAUCAGUUAGGCUCCGGAGGAAAUUAAACAUUAGAUGAUUACAUAGGAAACAAAGGAACCAACCAUCAAACUGGCAAAAAUCAUAGUAUAUUGCAGUCAUAAAAUGAUAGAUAGCAAAUAGAGGAACUUAAGUAGGAAGCUAAUAGUGAAGAUUUAGAUAUUGUUAACACUAUUGAUCAAGAUUACCAUUAUAAAUCCUCAACAUUGAAAAAUAAAACAAAUUUCAACCUUGAAUCACAAGACACCUAACAAAUUCUCAAAAAGUUUAUUAGAUAGAUUGAAGUAUCUGCUUAAUAGGAGGAGGAUGAUGAGAUUUGCAAAAGGUUGCAUAGAGGCUUAAUGACUAAGGAAGGAACCUCUAUUGAUUAAUAUGAUAGUAUUGGAGCUGCAUAUGAAAAAAAUCCAUUUAACAUGAAAACGUAAUCUAAGUUCAGAAAUAGAGAAGAUAAGAAUGCUGCCAAUUUCAGCAAAAAAUAAAAAACGAUGAAAGCUAAAUCUUAGAGUAUAGAAUUUGGAAAUAUAUUACCAGAGGACUAAUGUAAUCUCUCUGAGUAUGAUGAGAUGUUCGAGGGACAGUUAGGCUAUAAUACAAUCAGCCUAAAAGAUAAAAAUUAAAGAAUACUUGAGAAUGGUUAGUUACUAGUAAAGGCUAAAAUAGCAAGUAAAUUGUACUACUUAAAUCAAAGAUAAAUUGAGAAAGCCCUAUUAAUGAGUCUAGUCAGAAAACCUGGCUCAGAGCUUUUCCAUUUUGAGGAUUUAUGGUUAGAAGAGAUAGUAGAGAAACUUUCAUUCCCUUCUUACAGAAAGGUGUUUACAAAGUGUAGAGCUAUUAGUUUAGUUAUACUUUAGGGAGGCCCGGGAGACUGGUAGCCAUAAAAGCAUUCUCUUUAUUUAGAGAUGCCAAACUUCUCGCUCGAAUUAGAUGGAACCCAGCCAUAGAAGAAAUUUAAGAAGUAUAUUGACCCAGAUAGCUUUAAUGUUAUGGUGUAGAGCAAGUUCAGUGAUUGGAAAGAAAGUGCUGAAGAAACUUUUGCAGAGUUGAUUGGCGAAGAUGUUAAUAACCCUGUUGAAAAAUUCUAGAAAAGUGGUAAAAAUACACUCAUCUUUGAAAGAAACUGCAAUGAUUUGCAGCAAUCUGUGUUUAGCAGAGUACUUGAACCAGCUACCUGUCAUUCUCUAUCCUCUUUAGUAUUCCCUAAUCCAGGAGCCAAGACUAGUGAAGAAGGAGUGUAUAUGAGAGUUGAUGGUUACAACCUUAUUUUAGCAGACAAGGAAUCAGGUAGAAACUUAAUAUGCCAUUUCUUUAAUCUAAUCGAGCAUUUCGGUAUUCUUAUGAAUGCUUAGAAAUAAGGCUACGAUUUGCUUUAAAUUCUAGCUCUUGAGCUCAGAGUUUUCAUUAACCAAGCAACUGAUUUCUGGAGAAUAUUCUUGAACUUGCAAAAUGUACAGGAGAAAUACCUCAAGAAAAACUAGUAUAAACUUGAACCUGGUUAGGAACAAAGAAUCAAAUUGCCUCUUCAUAUUGAAGAUCAUAGACUUAAAAUCAUCAUUCAGUACCCUAAGUUCUUCUAUGCCAGUGCUAAGACUAAUUUUAACGAGGUACUUGUGAGACUUAACCUUCAUGAGAUGGAGGAACUUCACAGAGAUGGCUUUAAAAAUUGGGAAACUAUCUGCUACUAACACUAUUUAAGACUUACUGCAGAUCAAUCCUGA